AUGAUCAUCUCACCCAUCGAAUGGAGGGAAGAACCUGGAGUAGAAUUCUGGACUGCCAACUACAAGUUCGAGUGGACAUUCGAGAACUGCACCAGAGAACUACUAGAGAACUCACCAGUCAAGCUACUCUCAAGACCAUUUGGUGAUAACCGAUGGCAGAUCUCAGUCGGAACGAUUGCCAAAACACCGGGCUAUCUUGGCGUCUUCCUCGGAGCUGCUCAGGAUAUAGAACUCUUGACUUCAAAAACUUGGAUCAGACGAUGUGAGAGCUGUACAGCUACCCUCGGAACCCCUUUGUCUCGAGGGGCCUAUGGGAUGAACAAGAACAUCUCUGGUGGUUAUACCUUCAAUGCUGGCCUCGAAAGUCGAAGAGGUCAGGCGAAGUAUAUCAAGCUUGAUAAACUAUUUAUGGACCCUGCCUUUAUCAUCGAGAAAGCCCUGUUUGUUGAAGUCACACUGUCUGAGCGACGACGAACAACUCAACCAUCUCCAUUCGGUGACAUCCAACGCUUCGCAGGCAGAUCAGCCAGAUUUUCUACGCUCUUCGACGACCCGGAAUGUUCGGAUGUCUGUUUCGUGUUCCCUAAACGAAAAGGCAAAGGCGUCCGAACGAUUUACGCUCAGAAAUACAUUAUCCGAUCGCUGCCCUACUUCAACACUAGUUCGGUUCCCCCUCAUCCAUCCUUGAAAAUUUGCGAUCGAGAGCUCGAAGACGUCUCCAGUCCAGGCUCUACUUUCGCCGGUCAACUGGUACCAGAGGGAUCGACGACGGCCUCGAUCGCUGAUGAUUCUGCCAUGACGGACGGCCCAAGCGUCUUGCUUGAUGGGUCCACCUACGAUGAGGAUGACUCGGAUUUCGAGUUGGAUGAUUUAGAUGACAUAAUGCGAGGAGUACAGCAGGCAGCAGAUCAUCUCACCCUCGCCGAUGUUGGUAACUUGUCCGACGGUCAACAAUUCCUUGGACCCACGACGGCCGAUCGACCUUCAAAGAAACGAAGGAUAUCUCAACUAGCUGAUAAACAAAAUCAAGCCGACGAUGACAUCGAGGUGGAUGAUGUGGCUCCCAAGAAAGGGAUCCAUCGAGUUACCAUCACAUCUACUCCCUACACGACAUACCGGGCGCUACUCUUGUACAUUUACUCCAACUCAAUCGCCUGGGCUCCGUUGCGAUCCAAUUGGUUGGUCCACAAACAAAGGAUGGAAGCCAAAGGUCGCUCGCCCGGAAGAAGAGCGGCGUUUGUGAGGGAACAUGCGGUGAAGUUUUCGUUGGCCAUGGAGAUGGACGAGCUUCAGCCUACAUCACCCAAGUCAAUGUUUGUCUUGGCUGACAUGUUACAAUUGCCAGAACUUAGACAAGAAGCGUUAGAUCAGUUCAUGAGGUCUCUUCAAGUCGAUAAUAUCUGUAUCGAGCUCGCUAGUUCUUUUCUUGGAAAGUAUGACCGGGUCCGCCAACUAGCGUUUGAGUUUUUGAAGAGUAAUUGGAAAUCGGUCAUCCAAACCCACAGCUUCACGCUCCUGAUGGACGAAGGAUUGAGCAACGUGUCAGCGGCCGUUCGGACGGACUUCCAGAAGUUAUUCAAGUGUCUUGACGUGUCUCCGAGCCCCAGCUCGAUCAAACAACAGACUAACAAUCACAAUAACAACAAUAACAAUAAUGGGGCCAAUAACCCUAACCCAGCCGCUAACCCCGCUGGUCCCGCUCACAAUCUGCAUAUCCGCCAGAAUGGGUUGAAUCCUGCCUUUCCUCAAGGAAAUAAUCCCGUCCAACUCAUCCAUCACCCCAAUGUCCACUACCCUCGCCACCAGUAA
Messenger RNA from Puccinia graminis f. sp. tritici CRL 75-36-700-3, 1809 nucleotides. RefSeq lists its product as uncharacterized. Gene Ontology annotation, molecular function: ubiquitin protein ligase binding. Gene Ontology annotation, biological process: proteasome-mediated ubiquitin-dependent protein catabolic process; regulation of proteolysis. The transcript is spliced from 12 exons. NCBI's taxonomy places the organism in Eukaryota, Fungi, Basidiomycota, Pucciniomycetes, Pucciniales, Pucciniaceae. The coding region runs from base 1 to 1809 and encodes 602 amino acids. Gene Ontology annotation, cellular component: cytoplasm. The record is from RefSeq and is a predicted model, not a curated record.